This is a messenger RNA of Carassius carassius (crucian carp), 741 nucleotides long. Its product is annotated as HSPB1-associated protein 1 homolog. NCBI's taxonomy places the organism in Eukaryota, Metazoa, Chordata, Actinopteri, Cypriniformes, Cyprinidae. The record is from RefSeq and is a predicted model, not a curated record. The coding region runs from base 48 to 605 and encodes 185 amino acids. The transcript is spliced from 6 exons. Gene Ontology annotation, molecular function: 2-oxoglutarate-dependent dioxygenase activity.
UAAGUCUCACGUGAGUUUUGUUUACUAGCUGGAAAUUCCAAAUGUGAAUGGCUUCAAAACCCUUCACCCCAGAAGAGGCGAGGAGGAUUGUCCAGUUUCUACUGACACCUGCUGUGCUUCUGAACAUGACCACAGACUGGCCAGCAUUGCACUGGACUGUGGAGCAACUGUCCGCUUGCCUUACAGAGAGACUUCGGUUCCGUAUUGGGAAAAGGACUGAGGACAUGGCUCCUCUUUUUGAAACAGAGUGUUCCUACAUCGAAGCAACCAUUAAAGAGUUUCUGUCCUGGACUGCCAAAGAAGAUGAAUCACUUGGUGGGCCAUUUGCUGACUAUCACUGCAAAGAAUUCUGGGCUUAUGCUGAUUACAGGUACAUUGCCCAGCUUUUUCAGGAUAAACCUGCCAUGUUUCAGGAUGUGUUGUGGUCUGAAUUUGGCUUUCCGGGCCGAGAUGGACGAGACGGCACACUUUGGAUUGGGACACAAGGUGCUAACACUCCAUGUCAUCUUGACUCUUAUGGUUGCAAUCUUGUUUUCCAGAUCCAAGGCAGGUUCUGUUUGUUCCCAGACACUGGUGGCACUAUGUGGAGUCAGUGGAUCCAGUGACUGUCAGUGUGAACUCCUGGAUUGAGAUGGAAAUGGAUGAUAAGGCCAGAGUAGGAGAAGCUCUCACUAAGACCAUUGUAUGUGCCCUGAAAAGUGCCCCUAGCUUAGACAACAACGACCACUGGCUCAAUCCUAC